AGAGAGAAAGGUCUCAACAAAUAAACAAAAAACUCAAGAUUAAGAGGCGCCGUUGCGGAGGCAUUGCCUCGACCUAUAACUUCUACUACUACUACUCAGCCAAUGGAAGACUUCAUAGCCGGGAUGUUGACGUCUGUCGAAGACGACUCGAGUCUGUUCAACGUGCCCUCGAUGAAGAACCUCGAGGAGGAGAAGGAACCCUGGCUCCCCUACGGAGGCGAAGGCUUCGCAGCGGGGCAAGAGGCCGCCCUCCUCAGCGGCGGCGGCGGGGGUGGGCUGGAGAUGGGGCUCAUCAAGGGCGGCGGAUGUAGCAACAAGGACGUCGCGGAUUGGGGACCCCAGGACUGCGUUGCAUGGGCCGAGGACCUGUGCCAUUCCAGGGGCAUCGACCCGACGGGGGUCAACGUGGGCGGCUUCUUCAACUUCACGGGCGAAAUGUUGAUGGGCUUCUCGCCCGAUGACUUCCGGGAUUGGAUAGACUCCAGUUACGGCGACUUCUUCCACGAGGAGUUCAGGAGCCUCCUCUCCGCUGCUACGAAUGUCACAGAUCCCAACGCCCACCCUGCUAUGUUCGGGACAGAAACCAAAAUGGAAUACUACCCCCACUGCGACUCGUUCCCCAAACAGGACGAAGAAGACUACCACAUAAUGGACAUAUCCAAUGUCAUGCCUCCCGCUCCUGAUGACUUCUUCGAAGCCUUCGACGACUUGUUCAGCAGAGGGUCGGAUGUCGACAGUUUCUUCGACGGCUCGACGAGCUCUUCGUUCGUAGCAGAAGCAGCACAAGAAGAAGAAGAAGAAGAAGAUUCAUAUAAACUAAAUCAGGAACUCAUCGACCUAGGGGCCACUAACCACGGCCUACACGAGGUCCCGGGGUCACCCCGCCCCCUGCCGAAGACCCCGACCAUACCCAGUUACCCAAUUCUGUCCCCACUGACCCAGCCACAUGCUUCGGGCACCGAUGUCCUCAGCAAGAUCAAGACGAAUUCCCGGAAGCGAGAGCGCGGCCCCAAGAACUGGGAAUACUUGAUGCGGCUCCUUGCUGACAGAUCCUACAACCCGAAAGUCAUCAGGUGGGAGGACGAGGAAGCAAUGACCUUCAGGAUCGUUAAGCCCAGCAUGGUGGCCAAGAUCUGGGGUGAUAGGUCAAACAAGGCCCACCUGACCUACGACAACUUCGCCCGCGGCCUCAGGUACCACUACAAGACCGGGGCGCUGAAGGCCGUCUCUGAGAGGCAGCUGGUGUACAAAUGUGGGCCCAAAGCUGUGAAGUACCUUCAGGAAGUGUUGAAUCAUGUCGUCUGAGAAUCCUCAGGGUAGCUUCCCGGCUGAACAGCUGGUUGGCCUCAGGUUAAUCCACUAGCCGGCGUGUCAGUGUUGCCACCAUUCCUCUUCCCAUGGAUCUCAUCAACUGAGCGCCCACUCACUCAGGCUAAAGAAGCAGAGUGAAAGAUGAUGAUAAUGAUGAUGAGAGAUAGGGAGAAGCGAUGGGAGCCUUUAAGUAACUAGGAAAGAGAAGCAUUACCAAAGAUGAUCAACGAAGGAUGCCAUUCGCAAGCUCGCGUGCAGCAUUGAACAAAAGACUCAACUGGGGUGGAAGGUGGGGGGAAGGGACCAGCGUUGAUCUGGCAAUGAUUUUUGCCACUAACUUUUGCUUUCAAGCAGCCAAGCAGCUGUGCUCAUGUGCUUGGAUGAAAGUGCCAUGUGGAAGUUAGCGCGCUCCAUGGAUACCUGUAUGUGAGCACAUCUUGAUUAAGUCACAGAUGACCCAUUAGUGUAAAAUUCAGUGUACAUUUGGAAUAAUACAAAACCAAUGGGAUUGAGAUAUUGUUAUUAUUAUUAUUAUUAUUAUUAUUAUUAUUAUUAUUAUUAUUAUUAUUAUUAUUAUUAUGUAGAAGAUGAACCUUACUCAUAUGGAACAGGCUCAUCACACAAGUUUCCAAAGAACAAGGUGCUCAAUUUGAAUAAGUGACAGAAAGCAUGAGGGGAAACACAGAUAGAAGAGAUCAUUUAUUGCCGGAGAACAAAAUGAAUGAUAAACGAUCUAUCUAUUAUUAGAUUAAUAGAUAACAAUCCCAAUUAAUGAGUAAAAUGUUUCGAACCUACACAACUUUUCACAGAGUGGUAGUGCAUUUACUAGCUCGAUGGGUGAGUGGAUAUAAGUUCCCUGUCACCCUAUUUCUCUCUCGGAGAGACGCAAGUUCGAAACUUCGACUGAGUAGGUGAGUUUAUCAAAUGCCAUUUUGGAAGCAGUUGGUCAUUUGUGGCUUAGUGGUGUAUGUUCUUAUGUGAAUGUCUGUCGGAUGUGGAGAAAAAGAAAAUUAUAUAUUUUACGACAAAACUACUCAAAAACACAAGCUGAAUCUGUGAUGCUUUGAAGGGAAUGUUUGUUGAAUGUGACAGUUUUGAUGUUGUUAUUAUUGUUGUUGUUGUUGUUGUUGAAGAAGAGAAAAAUCCACAAUUAUGUAUGGGUACAAAUAUAUUUUUUUCUCAAGUCCAAGACUCAAGCCACCGCUACUACUACUACUAUUAUGAUAAUAUAAUAAUAAUUAUUAUUAUUAUUAUUAUUAUCAUCAUUAUAAUUAUUAUUAUUAUAUGUAUUAAGAAGACAAAAUCCUGAGGUUGUGAUAUGAUAUAUUAAGGUGACAAUAAUAAUUAUUGUUAUGUAAAUCUUUAUUGAAAUACAAAUUUUAUAUAUAAAAAUAA
This is a messenger RNA of Macrobrachium nipponense, 2706 nucleotides long. Its product is annotated as transcription factor ETV6-like. Lineage: Eukaryota; Metazoa; Arthropoda; Malacostraca; Decapoda; Palaemonidae. Gene Ontology annotation, molecular function: DNA-binding transcription factor activity, RNA polymerase II-specific; sequence-specific DNA binding. The transcript is spliced from 6 exons. The coding region runs from base 103 to 1305 and encodes 400 amino acids. Gene Ontology annotation, biological process: cell differentiation; regulation of transcription by RNA polymerase II. The record is from RefSeq and is a predicted model, not a curated record. Gene Ontology annotation, cellular component: nucleus.